Molecule: messenger RNA, 2778 nt
Organism: Caenorhabditis briggsae
Lineage: Eukaryota; Metazoa; Nematoda; Chromadorea; Rhabditida; Rhabditidae
Gene: Cbr-apa-2
Product: Protein CBR-APA-2
Exons: 7
Coding region: 1-2778 (925 amino acids)
Biological process (GO): intracellular protein transport; clathrin-dependent endocytosis
Cellular component (GO): membrane coat; AP-2 adaptor complex
Molecular function (GO): clathrin-cargo adaptor activity
Source: RefSeq, a predicted model, not a curated record
AUGCCGGCGGUGAAAGGAGAUGGAAUGCGUGGUCUCGCGGUGUUCAUCAGCGAUAUCCGCAAUUGUAAGAGCAAGGAGGCUGAGCUCAAACGGAUCAAUAAGGAAUUGGCCAAUAUCCGAUCCAAGUUCAAAGGAGACAAAACACUGGACGGAUACCAAAAGAAGAAAUAUGUCUGCAAACUUCUAUUCAUCUUCUUGCUGGGAAACGACAUCGAUUUCGGGCACAUGGAGGCCGUCAAUUUGUUGUCGUCGAACAAGUACACGGAGAAGCAGAUUGGAUACCUCUUCAUCUCCGUGCUCAUCGAGCAGCAGUCGGAUCUGAUGAAGUUGAUCGUGCAGGGAAUCCGCAACGACUUGACGUCCCGCAAUCCAGUUCACGUCAACCUCGCUCUUCAAUGCAUCUCCAACAUGGGAUCGCGCGAAAUGGUCGAGGCCUUCUGCACGGACCUGCCAAAACUAUUGGUUUCGGGAGAAACCAUUGACUUCGUGAAGCAGUCUGCUGCAUUGUGCAUCCUGAAGCUGUUCCGCAACUCACCGGAUUCCUUCCAGCCUGGAGAAUACGCCAGCAGGAUCGUUCAUUUGCUCAAUGAUUCGCACAUGGGCGUGGUAACUUCUGCCGCUUCGCUGAUUGAAGCCCUCUCCAAAAAGUGGCCGGAAGAAUACAAAGGAGCAGUCCCAUUGGCAAUCUCACGUCUCAGCCGAAUUGUGACCGCUACCUACACCGACCUCCAGGACUACACAUACUAUUUUGUGCCGGCUCCAUGGCUAUGUGUCAAGCUCCUCCGUCUUCUUCAAAACUACCCACCACCAGAUGAUCCGUCCAACAAGGCUCGCCUUCUCGAAUGUUUGGAGGGGAUCCUCAACAAGGCUCAGGAUGCACCAAAGUCGAAGAAAGUGCAACAUUCGAAUGCCAAGAAUGCAGUGCUCUUUGAGGCCAUUGCACUUAUUAUUCACAUGGACUCGGAGCCACAAUUACUUGUCCGCGCUUGCAAUCAACUUGGAACAUUCUUGUCGCAUCGUGAAACCAAUCUUCGGUACCUGGCUUUGGAAUCAAUGUGUCUUCUGGCUACGUCCGAGUUCUCUCAUGACGCCGUGAAAAAACACCAAGAAACUAUUAUCAAUAGUUUGAAAACUGAAAGAGACGUUUCGGUGCGUCAGAGAGCUGUGGAUCUCCUUUAUGCCAUGUGUGAUCGGUCGAACGCCAAUCAGAUUGUUGCGGAGAUGCUCACCUACCUCGAGACUGCUGACUACUCGAUUCGUGAGGAGAUGGUCUUGAAAGUUGCGAUUCUGGCCGAAAAAUAUGCCACCGACUAUACGUGGUACGUGGACGUGAUACUGAAGUUGAUCCGGAUUGCCGGAGACUACGUCAGCGAAGAAGUCUGGUACCGUGUCAUCCAGAUUGUUGUCAACCGAGAGGAUGUCCAAGGAUAUGCUGCCAAGACCGUCUUUGAAGCACUGCAACGUCCAGCAUGCCAUGAGAAUAUGGUCAAGGUCGGAGGAUAUAUCCUUGGAGAAUUUGGAAAUUUCAUCGCUGGAGAUGAACGAUCAACUGCCAAGAUCCAGUUCGAGUUGUUGCACUCGAAAUUCCAUUUGUGCAGCAUCACCACUCGAUGCCUCUUGUUGACCACCUACAUAAAGUUCUGCAAUCUAUUCCCCGAAGUGAAGCCAUUGGUGCAACAAGUGUUCCAAACGGACCACAACUUGAGGAACCCAGAUGCGGAGCUUCAACAGAGAUCGAUCGAGUACUUACAAAUGGCAAAGUUGGCUUCUGGAGACGUUUUAGCAACUAUCCUCGAAGUGAUGCCAGCAUUCCCUGAAAAAGAGAGCAGUCUUCUGGCAAAGUUGAAAAAGAGCAAACCACAACUCGAGGAAAUCGAGCGCGAAGAAAAAGAGAAGCGGGCCAAGCCAUCGGCCGUGAUGAGCGAGGGAUCCACAUCCUUGGUCGAUUACGAUUCGGCCAGCGACAACACGGCCACACUAGCCGAUGUCUUUGGCAACAGCUCCGCUCCAGGACUAACACUGAACAGCGAUGAAGUCGAGAUCGCAAACAAGGCGGACAUCUCCAAGUUCGUGACAAAGAGUAAUGCAAUUCUCUGGGAAGACGACUAUAUUCAAGUUGGAUGCAAAUUGGAAACCCGCAACAACUUGGGUCGUCUUGGCAUGUUUUACGGGAACAAAACCUCACAGCCAUUCAACAAGUUCACUCCGAUCAUCACGUGUCCUGGAGCCCUCGCUGUCCAACUUCAGGCCCAAGCCAAACCGGUGGAACCGCUCGUCGCUGCUGGAACACAAGUGCAACAACUGAUCAACUUUGUCUGUGUCCAAGAAUUCCAAAAGAUGCCAAUAAUGAACAUCAAGUUCACAUUCACGGACCGCGCCGGAGCAAUCCAGAAUUUCGACAAGAAUUUCUACCUUCCACUCUUCAUCAGCAAAUUCUUCGAGCCGACGAGCAUGACCUCGGAGCAGUUUUUCAACAGAUGGAAGUCGUUGGGUGCAGCAUCCCAAGAGGCCCAAAAGAUCUUCGCUGCCCAAUCGCCAAUGGAAACCGCUACAAUCGAGACCAAGCUAAAAGGAUUCGGUGCAAACCUGCUGACAGAAGUGGAUCCAAACCCCGACAAUUAUGUGUGUGCUGGAAUCAUUCAUACGCAAACGCAACAAAUUGGAACACUGAUUCGGUUGGAGCCAAAUAAGCAAGCCAAGAUGUACCGCCUCACAAUCCGCUCCAGCAAGGACACAGUCGUGCAGACAUUGGUCGACUUAUUGGGCAACCAAUUUUAA